Molecule: messenger RNA, 2701 nt
Organism: Thalassophryne amazonica
Lineage: Eukaryota; Metazoa; Chordata; Actinopteri; Batrachoidiformes; Batrachoididae
Gene: fam53c
Product: family with sequence similarity 53 member C
Exons: 5
Coding region: 568-1872 (434 amino acids)
Biological process (GO): protein import into nucleus
Cellular component (GO): nucleus
Source: RefSeq, a predicted model, not a curated record
UUCCCGGGCGCGUGCACGCUGAUGAUCGACUUGGUGUGUUGUCGCGGCCGCGCGCGCUGUGUGCGGUGACCCGCAGCCGCACGCGGAGCGCUGACGGUGUUCGGCUCUGGAUCCGGAGACCAGCCCGGUUCAUCCCCGGAGCCGGUCCAGCCCGUCUCCGCGACAAGGUGUGUUGUCAAGGGCAGCAAACGACUGAUGAUGCUUUUGUGAGAGCGGGUGGGGCUACCUGGCCCUAACAGGAAAGGAGGAGGAGUUGCACCAACCGUCAGCCCCUCCCCUUCCUGCCUGUGACACGCCAAACGGAAGGACCCAACAAAGGGUGUGGCUGUCCCCUCCCUCUUUUUCCUCCCCCUCCCGUCCUCCCCUUUGACUCCUUGUACUCUCCCUGUCCGCGCUUUACUUCGCUCCCCUGUUAGCCCCGCCCCCUUUCACCAUGCUGUGAUCCUGCUGCUGGUGGAGAGCCUGAGGACGCAGACUCUGGAAGGCGACUCUGCUCAGUCAGGGGACUUUUACCUGUCCCUGCUGGACCCAAAAACCCUGACAGAGGGCUGGCUCCCAGAUGGCUUGAUGCCUGAAAGCAGCUACUGGCAGCUGUGCCCUCCCUCCAAGUCCAGCCUGCAGGGGGGGUUGCUGAGCUCGAGCUUCCCCCCUGGACCCGUGCCCCUGGUGCCCCCGGAUGCACACCUGCAGGAGGGUGUUGACCCCUUGGAUUGUCCCCAUCCUCAGCAGCACCGGCUUUUGGGUCCCAGCACCUCAGCGUCUGAGCUCUCUCUCCCCAGAGUGGCAUCGGCCCCAUCCGGCCCUGGACCCCCUCCGCCUCCGCCUCCUCCCCCGCCCCCCAAACGGCACUGCCGCUCGCUGUCUGUGCCCGAAGACCUGUCAAGAUGCCGUUACACCUGGCGUCCCAGUGCCUCGCGGGUUUGGACUCCAGUCAGUCGCCAGCAGUGUCACGGAGGAGCAGUGGGAGGAGGCACGACAGGUGCCGGUGCAGUUGUCGGAUUCGUCGUAGGGGGAGGUUCUUCAGGAGGUGGGGUCUGCCCAUUACGAGCCCCCAGCUCUUCCUUGAAUUCGUCGCUGCACUCCUCGUCCAGCCCGACGUUCUUCAGCUUGGCACUGUCCCCUGAUUCACCGCUGCCAUGGAGCUUCCCCUGGGACCCUAGUGAGGCAGCAGCAGGAGGUGGAGCCUGCUGCUGCUUCUUCCCCUCCCCAUCCUCUUGCUCCUCCUCUCCUUCCCCGCUCCACCCGCCUCCGCCUCCUCAGCGGCGUUUCUCUCUCUCACCUGUACUGAUCAGGGACUCGGCAGCCUCUACCUUCUUGCCUCCGCCAGCUGUGCCGAAUCACGUGGCAGCACCUUCUCCGGGAUGUUCUGCUGCAGCAGGAGCGAUGGCGGCCGUACCCGUGCCCGCAUCACCUUCCUCAGCCUGCAGCACGCCAUCGUCUCUGCGACGCACUCUGCCACCACAGUUGCCUCGCUGUCACUCUCAGCCAUGUGACUUACUCCUGCUCAAACCGGGUUUGAAGAGACGACGUGACCCUGACCGGCCCUGCGCCCGACCCGUCCUCGACUUCACCAAGAUGACACAGACCCGUAGCGUUGACCCACAGUGUUUGGAACGUGGUGGCGGCAGACUGGCCUGCAGCAGCGACAUCUGUAUGAGUGCGGAACCCUUCUUGGGCGACUUCCGCAGCUCCUGCUCACCGGCGGAGUGCCUGGGUAGGACCAGCAUCAGCCCACUCAGCGAGAGUGAUGAAGAGUGCCGCGAGGACGAUGACGACGGCGAGGAGGACCCGGACGAACGCGAGGCUGCUCAGCAGGCGGUGUUCGAGCGGGAUUGUACAGAACUUGACUUGAACUUGAUUGAGGAAAACUGACGUAUUUGUAAAUGAUAGGUUUUAUUUCUUUUCUUUUUUUUUCCCUAUGUAUUUUGAUUUUAUCUUAGCCCCACCCCUUUUCUCAGUGACAUCACCAACAUUGUAAUCUCCAGGCCUCUUUGGCACCAAUCAGCAAGACUCUCAGGAACUUCACCUUCUGUCAUUGGACGGGCUGAUUGACGACGACAGUGAUGAUUUGACUCCCGCCUGUUAGCGGUAAUGACUCUGCGUUGUCGCCCUCUUUUUCUUUUUCCAAAUAUUGCCGCAAACACGCCCGUGUCCUGCUCUGUGAUUGGAUGCGGUAUCGUCAUGUUUCUUCUUCAUGGCAUCCGGGUGUCUUCCAACAUGGAUGCUGAGUCACCGCGGCCUGACGAUGAUGUCACUGCUACACCACUGGCCCUGAAACAACACGCCACCGGCGUUAUGGUGUUUGCGGUGACAGUGAUGAUGUCAAAUAGUUAAGGACGGAACCUGUGACGGCUGCUGCUUGAUAAAUCAUUGUGCAGAUUAGAUAGUUUCAGGGCUGUCUCGUCAGGCAGCGGCGUGGCGGGUCGUCACUGAUGCUGUCGUUUCUGUGUCUGAGGUUGGUCCCGCUGUGGUUCCCUCAGAGGACCCGAGUCUUCUGUUCCGGUUGCGUCACUCACUGUAACUCCAUGGUUGCAUCAUGUCACAGAAAGCGAGCAGCAGAGCCGCGUCUGUGCGGCUGAUGAACUCUCUGCCGCGUCGGGUCACCGCUCGUGCUCUCUGGUGGUCGUCUGCACGUUUGACUUUGUGGUCAGAUGAACUUCCACAAGUCUCCUCCCACAUCUGACAUAAUUUCUUGCGGCUU